Condylostylus longicornis is the source of this 1146-nucleotide messenger RNA. RefSeq lists its product as uncharacterized. The record is from RefSeq and is a predicted model, not a curated record. The coding region runs from base 282 to 581 and encodes 99 amino acids. NCBI's taxonomy places the organism in Eukaryota, Metazoa, Arthropoda, Insecta, Diptera, Dolichopodidae. The transcript has 3 exons.
AAAAAUUUUAAAGAUUAAAGUUUAAAUUUUUUUGACAUUCUUGCAUACAAUAUACAAAAUAAUAACCAAUUAAAAAUUUUAUGUAUUUUAUAUAAAAUUAAAUAAAUACAUGUAAUAAUUUUUAAUAAUUACACAUGUGUAUAUACAGAUGUAAACAUAAAUACAAAUAAUAUAUAAAAAAUAACAAAUUUUUUAACUCAUCUUUUUGAAGAUUUAUAACAAGCUAAUCCAAAUAUACCCAGUUUAAAAUUAAAUAGUUUUAUUCAAAUAAAUUUAUCAAAAUGACUGGAACAAUACCUGAAGAACCAACAUGGAGUUUAGAGAGGCGUGAAUCAUCCGGACAAUUGGUAUGGCGUAGAGAAUCAUCAAAUUCAAAAGUUAGAUUUCGUUUUGAUGUUGAAGUUUUAGAAUAUGAAAAAAAUCCUGAAGAACAUAAUAUAACAUAUGAUUAUGUAGCACACCGUAGAUCAUUAGUUAGUAAUAUAAGAAUAUCAAAUUCAAUAAUGGUAUGUGCAACGUGUGUUGUUGCAUUUGCAGUUACAAUGUUCCUACCAUGGUAUUUAGUUACGGUGCCGAAUUGAAAUAAAAUUUAAAAUAUAAAUUAUAAAUAUAAUUUUAUUUUUAUUGAUUACACAACAUAGAUAUAUAUAUAUGUAUAUAAAAUACUAAUUACAUGAAUUUAAUAUUAUAAAUAAGUAAAAAUUUUUACUUAUAUCGUCAUAGCUCUUAAUUAAAUUAUUAUUUAUUCAAAAACAAAAGAAAAAAAAAAACAAAUCGUAAAAAAUUACAUUUUCAUUUAUUACAAUGUAAAAUUCCUAUUUUAAUUAUAAUUUAAAUAAUAGAUUAAUGUACUUUGUAAAUUUUUAAAAUUUCAUUUUUAUAAAAAUGUUUUUAAUUAUUUUUAAAAUGUUACUAAAGUGAGAUUGAAAUGUUACAGAGUGUGUGAUAAACUGUGAUUUUUGAAAUUAUAAAAAUGAUUUAUGUAUGUUUGUAUUGCCAAUAUUUGUAAAUAUUAUAAAAUAUUUGAAUGAAUAGUAAAAAUGAAUGUUGCAUACUUAUUGCAUACCUAUAUAAAUAAUUAAAUAAAUUUUAGUAAUUAUUUUGAAUGUACGCAUUUUAUGUAUAAAACAAUUAUAUUUUACUCAU